AACAUUAGAAGAAGAGUUUAAGCAGGGAAACGGAAAUGUCAGCCGAAUGACUGCUUAAUGUCUCCACUUUAAAAUUUAGGAUGGAAUGCUAAUCUAGAGAAGAAAACGGUCAUAUAACGUCGUCAAAGAGAAAGCUGCGAAUAUGACAAAUGUGUACUCAUUCGAUGGCAUCCUGGUCUUUGGGCUGCUAUUUAUCUGCACUUGUGCAUACCUCAAAAAGGUGCCUCGCCUCAACAGCUGGCUGCUGUCAGAGAAGAAAGGAGUAUGGGGUGUCUUCUACAAAGCUGCAGUAAUUGGGACAAGGCUUCACAUCGCUGUGGCAGCUUCAUGCCUGGCCAUGGCCUUCUAUGUUAUCUUCUUAAAAUGAUGGUCAGGCUGGACUGGAAGGGACAGACUUUUCAGGGAGGGGGUGGCCUCAUCUCUGCGGUCACAUGUUAAUCCUUGUUGUUGGGACACCUCUUGGAUUCUAUGACUGAUGAAACCCCGCCGGACCUUUGAACCCAUGUGACAGUGAAGCCAGUGCUGCCCCCUUCUGAUGACUGGAAACACAGCUUCUUCCUUAAUAAUAAUAUGUAUGCACUACAGAUAUGAACUACUCCACAGUUAUUACAGAGCAGAAAGGGUGCUGGGUCACAUGGUAACAUUCUGUUGUUGGGUAGUACUGUCUGGUGUCUCCAUCCACCCCGUGUAAUAAUUAAUACUGAAGGAUGCAGAAGAUUGAAGGGCUGUGUGUGCAUUAUAAUUUACACCUGUGUACAACUUAAAAAAUAGCCUACCUGUAUAUAUUUGGUAAUAAAAAAAAUGCCAGUAGAUAUUUGCUAGAGGUUACGUGUGAUCAAAGUGAAAAUGAGCAAUUCUGCUCGUGCCCAGCGACACCUUUUUUUUUUUCUUUUUUUUUCUGUCAGUGGUGGAGGGAAAAAUAGACAAAGCUAAUAUAUAAAGAUGUCCAUGUAUACACUUUUAUUUCCAUUUUUGGAUCUCUUAUGUUAACAUUUUUUAGCUUACAAAACUACACAUUUUACAUAGGUGUAUGUUGUAUAUACUUUAUCAAAAUGUGUACUGGAUAACAUGUUUUAAAUGUCACACAUUAGACUGUAAUUAAAGUUCUAGCAAAACUUUAGAGAGAGAAGAGUAGUACCUGCAACAGAUGAGGCAUAUCUCAACAUUUUGUGAAAUAUUUAGCUGUGUCAUACUUGCCUGAAGAAUUCAAAACAAUGCCAACUAGGGAUGGUGCUUCUCAUGCCAUUUUAAAUGUACACUGCUAUUCUGACUUUAAUUCUGUCACCUUAUUUGUAUUCUCAAAAGAAGAAAUUGUUUUCAGAGGGAAUGCAAUGCAAUUUUAAGUAAAAUGUUGGUCAUACAAUUUCUAUGUAUUGUUUUUAAAAAGCAAUCAGCACUCACUAUCCACUUUAUAGAUAUUUUAGAUAUACCCGUUCAACUGCUCAUUAAUGUGAAUUUCAGAAGCUGCUGAUUUACUGGGAUUUUUCUGCACAACCAUCUCUAGAGUUUACAGAGAAUGGUCUGGAAAAAGAGAAAAUAUCCAGUGUGCAGCUGUUCUGUGGGUGAAAGUGUGUUGUUGAUGUCAGAGAAGAAUGACCAGACCAAAUGUAUAUUUUUUAAAAGCAACUGUUGCUGACCACGUCCACCCUUUUAUGACCAAUAUACCCAUCUUUUGAUGGCUUCUUCCAGCGGGAUAACACAUUAUGUCACAAAGCUCAAAUGAUCUCAUACUAGUUUCUUGAACAUGACAAUGAGGUCACUGUCUUCAAAUGGCCUCCACAGUCUCCAGAUCUUACUCCAACAGAACACCUUUGGGAUGUGGUAGAAUGGGAAAUUUGCAUCAUGGAUGUGCAGCUGACAAAUGUCGACCAAAAUCUCUAAGGAAAGUUUUCAAAUACUUCUUGAAUCUGUAUGGUGAAGCACUAAGGCAGAUAAGAAAGCAAAAAGGGUGUCCAACCCAGUAGUAGCAAGGUGUACCUAAUAAAGUGACCAGUGAGGAUAUAAAAUGAAUUCCUCUCAGUCCCUUUGGAGUUUGUUUUUUGUUAUUGAGAUGCAGUUGGAGAUUACAUCACCUUUGCACAUCUUGC
Messenger RNA from Archocentrus centrarchus (flier cichlid), 2087 nucleotides. It is a transcript of the gene tmem167b, whose product is annotated as transmembrane protein 167B. The record is from RefSeq and is a predicted model, not a curated record. NCBI's taxonomy places the organism in Eukaryota, Metazoa, Chordata, Actinopteri, Cichliformes, Cichlidae. Bases 143 to 367 code for a protein of 74 amino acids. The transcript is spliced from 3 exons.